Messenger RNA from Rhododendron vialii, 477 nucleotides. RefSeq lists its product as uncharacterized. The transcript is spliced from 2 exons. The record is from RefSeq and is a predicted model, not a curated record. NCBI's taxonomy places the organism in Eukaryota, Viridiplantae, Streptophyta, Magnoliopsida, Ericales, Ericaceae. Bases 1 to 477 code for a protein of 158 amino acids. Gene Ontology annotation, molecular function: RNA-DNA hybrid ribonuclease activity; nucleic acid binding.
AUGGCUUUGGGGUGUUUGCAAGAGUUUCAGGUGGCGAAUCGGAUUGGGAACGGGGAGAAAGGCGGAGUGGGGUCAUCCAAGGGAGGGUAUGGAAUAAUAGUGAGGGGUGAUACAGGUUGUUUUGUGGCUGCUGCUAUGGGAGUAUCAUUGGGGUGUUCUAGUCCUGCGGUGGCGGAGUCGAUGGCAUUGCGACGGGGGAUGCAAUUGGGGCUUCAUUUGGGCUUGACAUCAGUUGUGAUGGAGAGUGAUUCUCAAUCUAUAAUCAGUAUACUCAAUGACCAAAUUGAAGUUAGUCAAGAUGUGUGCGUUGUUCUGAAUGAUGUGAGGGCAUUAGAAAAGAAUUUUCAUAAUUGCAUUUUUUCUUUCUCUAAGCUCUCUGCUAACAAUGUAGCGCAUGUUUUGGCUUGUAAGGGUUUAGUGGGUGAGGGGUAUAGUUUUUGGACUGAGUCCCUACGUGAAUUCUUGAUCCCUUAUUAA